AUCGUGGCGAUGUGGCCGUACAUCGAGUAGUAAAUGAUAGCAAUCUUGGUCAUUUUAGUGGUUUACAAAUAAAACUUGGGAGUAUUUGUGUUUGACGGAGAAGAUUGAGAAGUGGGUUCGGAAACGUUUUUUUCUCAAAAGUGAUUUAUAACAAUCGGUCUUUUUAUGAACUUUCUAGGCUUGCAAAAGUUACGAGCGCUUUCCGAAUAUUUUCAUUCGCAUAAAUGCUGAUCUGAUGAUAUAUGAGCUAAAAGAACUUGCGGAAUGGCGUUGAAGAAAUAUCUGUAGCCAUGGAGCUAAUUCAUUGGUCAGGUCACACUGAUCAUUGCCGUUUGACACCCCCUUGCAUUGUCGUUAUGAAACGUGUUCAUGCGACCUGUCAAUUCACGUCCUAUAAUUCAUCACAACUUCGCCGCGAAAGUUUCGAAUACUUGCACUGCUCGGUGCAAAGCAAUUAUAUUCCUACUAUCAUCAGCAAGACGAUUUGAUAUUGUUCACGGAAGUCAAGAGCACUGCCUAACAUUCAACGGUUUCAGAAUUUUAACGGCGUCGUAAUGAGCUGAGCUAAAUAGCUGAUCAUUAAAUAUGGAAAUACCAUGUUAACAUACAGCAAAUCACAAAAAAUUACAUAAAUGCAGCUAGCAAGUAUCUAGAGUUUCGCUUCAGUCGCCGUAUGUAAAGCCUAAGAUAAGGUUUGUUUGAUAAUCGCUUCAUUUUUGUCUUGCUCAAUCAAGUUACAAACCGAGAUACUCUAAACGUUUAUUGUCGCAAACAUGGUUACACAUAUGUAGAAGUCAGCCAACAAGAUUUUGAAUGCUAGCAAAAGUUAUCAGAGU
Plasmopara halstedii is the source of this 836-nucleotide messenger RNA. RefSeq lists its product as uncharacterized. The transcript has a single exon. The coding region runs from base 291 to 488 and encodes 65 amino acids. Lineage: Eukaryota; Oomycota; Peronosporomycetes; Peronosporales; Peronosporaceae. The record is from RefSeq and is a predicted model, not a curated record.